Molecule: messenger RNA, 1496 nt
Organism: Brassica oleracea var. oleracea
Lineage: Eukaryota; Viridiplantae; Streptophyta; Magnoliopsida; Brassicales; Brassicaceae
Product: probable aspartic protease At2g35615
Exons: 1
Coding region: 111-1445 (444 amino acids)
Biological process (GO): proteolysis
Cellular component (GO): extracellular region
Molecular function (GO): aspartic-type endopeptidase activity
Source: RefSeq, a predicted model, not a curated record
AAACAUUAAUGAAAAUUAAAGCUAAUCUUUGUAUUCCCUUUUGUGCUGUUUAUAAACCCCAUGGAAACUUUCACUAAUCACGCCACAAAUCUUCUUAGAGAUCAUCGAAAAUGGGAACCCAAACUUUCAUCAACUGUUCUCUCUCAGCUAUCAUCAUCACCUUCCUCGUUUCCUCUUAUUCAGCUCACUCGCAAGACCUAACCUUCAAGCUGAUCCACCGUGACUCUCCCCAUUCUCCACUCUAUAACCCUCUCCACACCGUCUCCGACCGUCUCAAAGCCGGUUUCCUCCGUUCAAUCUCCCGUUCCCGCCGUUUCUCAACCAAAACCGAUGAUCUCCAAUCCGGUUUAAUCUCAAACGGCGGCGAAUACUUCAUGAGCAUCUCAAUCGGUACUCCACCUUCGAAAGUCCUGGCCAUCGCCGACACUGGAAGUGACCUAACUUGGGUCCAGUGCAAACCAUGUGAACAUUGUUACAAACAAAACGGUUCAAUCUUCGACAAGACGCACUCUUCGACCUACAAAACAGAAGGUUGCGAUUCCAAACCCUGCAACGCGUUGGCCAAAAAAGAAAAAGGAUGCGACCGGUCAGGGAAGAUCUGCAAAUACCUUUACGGUUAUGGAGACCAGUCGUAUACUAAAGGAGAGGUUGCAACCGAAACAAUCUCUAUCGAUUCUUCCUCUGGCUCCCCAGUUUCUUUCCCCGGUACGGUCUUCGGUUGCGGCUACAAUAACAGCGGUACGUUCGAUGGAACCGGGUCCGGAAUCGUCGGUCUCGGACGUGGACCAUUAUCUUUGAUCUCUCAGCUAGGUUCUUCCAUAGGGAAGAAGUUUUCGUAUUGCUUGUCAAACACGUCAUACUCAACAAACGGCACAGGUGUAAUUAACCUAGGAACCAACUCGAUGCCUUCCAAUCCAAGCAAGGGCUCUGCUGUGCUCACUACACCUUUAAUCUAUAAAACCCAAAAUACUUACUACUACUUGAAUCUGGAAGCAAUCACCGUCCGAAAGACCAAGAUUCCGUAUACCGGAGGAGGAUACAGUUUGAACGAGAAGGCCACCGGGAACAUAAUAAUCGAUUCCGGAACUACUUUUACGUUUCUAGAAUCUGGAUUUUACGAGAAGUUUGGUGCGGCGGUGGAAGCAUCGGUGACCGGAGCUAAGCGUGCGAGUGAUCCACAGGGGAUGUUGAUACACUGUUUCAAAGCCGGAUACAAAAAGAUUGAUUUGCCGGAGAUAACAAUGCAUUUCACUGGGGCUGACGUGAAGCUGAGUCCGACAAACGCCUUCUUGAAAAAAGAUGAAGAGAUUGUGUGCUUGAGUAUGAUUCCGACAACUGACGUUGCUAUCUACGGUAACUUGGUUCAGGCGGAUUUUCGUGUCGGGUAUGAUCUGGAGGCUAAGACGUUGUCGUUUCAAAGAAUAGAUUGCUUUGGGACCUUGUAAGAGAAACAGUAUCGUUGAGCGGUAGUGCUAUGAUUAAUAUGAUACUCGUAA